AGAUGUUUUUCUACCAAAUUUUUUCUCCAUACACAUGGCUAGAAGCAAAUGAUGCUCGCACGGAAAUGCGGUACAAAAUGUGCCGUGAGAAUCCCAAUGUCGCCGAUAAGAGCAGCGCAUUUUAUGUAGGGUCAAAGAAUUUCAGCCAUCCAAACUUUGAAAAGCACGAAAAAAACAGAGAGCAUGUGGCAAUUAAGCAAACUAUCGAUGUCAAACAGGACCCCACUCGCCCUAUGGACAAGCGGCGGAAUAAAGGAACUAAUCAAGAACUGUAGGACGGGAAGUCAACGACCUCACUAGGCCUCCGCGAAGAUGGCGGCGAGGAGAGCUCGGCAAAGGCGCCGGUGAGGUCAGCCCUCACGCCGCAAGGGCCGCGCCUCUUCUUGCGCUUCCAGCCAUGUUGUUGAAGAGGAAGCUGUGCGUAGUGGCGGUGACCACCGCCGUCCUCCUCCUCAUGCUCGCCAGCCAGAGCAUCCAGCGUUCCAGCAUGCAGCACUUCCUGUCGCUGUCUUUAGCCACGCCCGCCGGCAACAACGCCAGUCAGGAAGCGGCGCUACCUACUGACAUCAGCAGCACACACGCACUUGUCGACGUGGCCAAGAAAGCAAGGCCCUGCGGUUGCGCCGAGUCCUGCAUUUCGGACGUGAGCACGUCCGACUGGUUCCGUCGUCGCUACGACACCAAACAGCGACCCGUCCUCCGUGACGCCAACGAACGCUUUGACGCCGACGCGCUCAAUUGGUGGCUGAGUCUCCAGCAAUCGGGCACCAGUCAGACACUCCAGGAAGUGUUGUCACGCAUGUUCCAGGUGAUCUCCCCGCCUUCCGUGGACUUUACGCCGUGGCCAUCGCGUUGUCGCCGAUGCGCCGUGGUGGGCAACUCGGGCAACCUGCUAAAGUCAGGACACGGGAAACUCAUCGACUCCCACGCCUCCAUCAUACGGAUGAACAAGGCGGUGACGCACGGCUUCGAAAAAGAUGUUGGAAACCGCACCACGCAUCGCUUCAUUUACCCGGAGAGCGCGGUGGACCUGGACCAUGGCGUCCGGCUAGUUCUGCUGCCUUUCAAGACUCGAGACCUGGAGUGGCUGACCAGCGCACUGUCCACCGGGGAGGUCCAAAUGACCUACAUGAGGGUGAAAGCGCGAGUGACGGCAGAUAAAGACAAGGUUCUGGUGGUGAGUCCCGCCUUCUUCAAGUACGUCCACGAGCACUGGACUGAGCGUCAUGGCCGUUACCCGUCCACCGGCAUGUUGGCAGUCAUCUACGCGCUGCACUCCUGCGACCAGGUGUCUGUGUUCGGCUACGGGGCGGACCGUCAGGGCAACUGGCACCACUACUGGGAGGAGCACCGUCACGCCGGCGCCUUCCGCAAGACUGGCGUGCACAGCGCCGACUUCGAGUCGCAGGUCAUCCGCCAACUGGCCGAGGAAGGAAAGAUCCGGCUGUACGCGUGAAAUUGUCGGACCCUAGUCCGAUGUCGUCCAUUUUGUGCCUUUCCGCAAGCCUGUUGAGCGUCCCGCAACCACAAAUGGCUUUUUUUGCUCUGAGGUGGGGAAUAACCACAUACAUGAUGUAUUAUUUUUCCAAAAGACUUGAGGGAUAACCUUGUUUUCUGUAUUAUUUUUCUCCUGAGCACUUUGCCUUAAGGAAAUGGCAGCCAUUUUGUGGCUUCACUGAUAACGCAGCCUUUUCAUUCAAACUUAAGUUGCCGUCCCAUCAUAGUUUUGGUGCCAUUUUUUUCCUUAGAUGCUGGUUUUUCAUCCCUAAAUGUUUUCAACAAAUUUUCAAACAGUAUCACAUGAUGACAACAUGGGAAAAAAAUAGUCAAAUAUAUUUCGUGCUAUUUGUUUUUGUCCUUAAAAUUAUGGACAGGACAACUUCAAGACAAGUUUUGAUACAUUUUUUGGUCCCAUUUUCUAAGCCUAACAUUUACAAAUCAGAAAACAAAUUCUGUGUCACAGCAAACAAAUGACAAGUCACAAAAAUACAAAUUCCAACUCGCGAGUCACAACAAAAACUAACCAUAAGUCAUGUAAAAUGUUUUUGAUUUCGUGACUUGAUUUUCUUUUUGGGGCCAUUUCAGACAUUAAAUUCAAUUUCAGAAAACAAACAAAAGAUUAAACGAAUCCUGAGUCACAGAAAACAUAAGUUGCAGGAAACUAAAAUCUCGUGCCACUCAAACCUAAUCAUGAGUCACACAAAACAAAUUAUUAUGAUUAGUUUUUUUGUGACUUGUGAUUAGCUUUCCACUUAGAAACAAACCCGGAGUCACAAAAAGCAAACAUGUUUUGAUUUAGUUUUGUGACUUGGGAUUUGUUUUAAAUUUUAGAACACGAACAGAAAAACGGAGUAAAUCCUGAGUGACAGAAAACGAACCACGGAAAGGCAGAAAACGAAUACCAAGGCACAGAAAACAAUUUUUUAAAAUUGGUUUUGUGACCUGGGAUUUGUUUUCCAUUUCAGAACACAAACUAAAUAAAUCGUGAGUAGCAGAAAAUGAAUUUCAGUUGUAAGAAAAUGAAUCUAAAGUCACUGAUUGUUUUCUGUGACUUUGGAUAAAUCCUGAGUGCCAGAAAACGAAACCGGAGUAGCAGAAAAGAACUCCGUAAUGGCAGAAAAGAAUCAUUUGUUCAGAUUUGAUUUUGUAACUUGAGAUUUGUUUUUCAUUUCAGAACACAAACUGAAUACAUCGUGAGGGUCAGAAAACGACUCCCGAGUGGCAGAAACUAAAUAAAUCUCGAGUGGCAGAAAACGAAUCACAGGUGUCAGAAAACCAAUCCGAAGUCACGUAAAACAGUCAAUUGUUUUGAUUUGAUUUUGUGACUUGGGAUUUGUUUUCCAUUUCAGAACACAAUAAGCUAAAUAAAUCCUGAGUAGCAUAAAACAAACCUGGAGUCGGAGAAAACAAAUCCUGAGUCGCAAAAAAAAACAAUAAUUUGUUUGAAUUGAUUUUGUGACUUGGGAUUUGUUUUCCAUUUCAAACAAUAAAAUAAAUCCUGAGUUUCAGAAAACAAACCCCGGAGUAACAGAAAACUAACUCCGUAGUGGCAGAAAACAUUUGUUUUGAUUGGAUUUUGUGACUUAGGAUUUGUUCUCCAUUUCAGAACACAACUAAAUAAAUCCCGAGUGGCAGAAAACGAAUCCUGAAUCGCAGAAAACAAUCAUUUGUUUUAAUCGAUUUAGUGACUUGGAAUUUUUUUUUUUGUCCAUUUCAGAACACAAACAAUAAAUAAAUCUUGAGUGGCAGAAAACGAAUCCGGAGUCACAAAAAAAAAAAAAAAAAGAUUUGCUUUGAUUUAGUUUUGUGACUUGGGAUUUGUUUUAACUUUCAGAACACGUACAACAAACUAAAUAAAUCCUAAACGGCAGAAAACGAACACCCGAGUGGCAGAAAACGAACUCCGAAGUGGCAGAAAACAAUCAUUUUAAUUGAUUUUGUGACUUGGGAUUUGUUUUCCAUAUCAGAACACAAACAAUAAAUAAACCCAGAGUGGCAGGAAACAAAUCCCGAGAGAAAACAAAUACCGAGUCACAGAAAACAAAUCACUUGUUUUGAUUCGAUUUUUUUUGUCUUACGAUUUGUCCAGCGACUUCUUCCGUUGUUUAUUUGUUUUCUGAAAUUUUGUUUCUGCUUUUGUUAGUUGUUUUCUGAUUUGUGUUUUGCAUUUCUCACCCACGGUAAUUUUGCCAUCAUGUGGUAUAAAACAAUUCUGCAAUAUCAUGUUAUAAAGUGUCCGAAUAAUGUCAUUUUGCAGCAAUUCCUUCCGAUUCAGUUGACUAGCGAUGUUCCAUUGUGUAAUCAUUGUCAUUCUAUCACUCCCAGCCCAGGUAGUGUAUAUGUACACUUUUCACUGAGUAUGUGCAGUGAUAGUUAGCCAAACAUAAAUUAAAAACAGCAAUUUACUGCCAUAGCAGCCAAAGAGUAAAUGCGAUUUUUCAGUAUUAUACAAACAAAAAAAUCCAAUACAUUUUCAGAAUAAUCCGUCAUUUGCUUUAACAGUAAUUUUUUUUUGCGCCACUACACUUGUAAACAUUAUCGAGAUAUUUUGUCGUACCAAAAGUCAGCGCCACCUGGUGGCGUCAAAGCGUACUGUGAAUGUAAAAGUCCUCCGCGUGUUAGUUUGUGGGUGUGCUGCUUUUUGUUUGCAAACGACAAUGAAGGAAAACGAGGACCACACAGUAUUUUUUUUUUUUUUUUUUUGUAUUUUACAGCAUGUUGCAUUUGAGGUUUUUUUUUUUGUAACAUUAUUUUGUUUUCAGUUUUGGAGCUACAAGGAAUGCAAAAAAAAAAAAAAAAUGUAUUUAUGAGUGAGGUUACAUUAACGUGGGUUUGUUACAGUAAACAUUUUAAGUUGUUGACCACUAACGUCCGAAGCGUUAUGAUUCCUGUGAAACGGUAUUUUCGUACUAUUAUGACUUAAAGAAGUAGAGAAAAGUUUUUUUCUUUCCAAAAACAAUAAGAAAAUUGAUCAUGACGGGACACAUGUCCCAAUACUUUUGUGAAUCAGUGAAGGCACUGCUGCCACUUGGACUGAACUAUAAAGAUUGAUUAAACCCUUAAAAGAGAGAGAGUUUUCAUGUUUUAUUUUCUGAAAAGAAGAGGUAAACAUACACUGGGGCAAAUAGUAUUUAGUCAACCACCAAU
Corythoichthys intestinalis (scribbled pipefish) is the source of this 4647-nucleotide messenger RNA. It is a transcript of the gene st3gal8, whose product is annotated as ST3 beta-galactoside alpha-2,3-sialyltransferase 8. The coding region runs from base 398 to 1456 and encodes 352 amino acids. Gene Ontology annotation, molecular function: beta-galactoside (CMP) alpha-2,3-sialyltransferase activity. Lineage: Eukaryota; Metazoa; Chordata; Actinopteri; Syngnathiformes; Syngnathidae. Gene Ontology annotation, biological process: sialylation. The record is from RefSeq and is a predicted model, not a curated record. The transcript has 9 exons. Gene Ontology annotation, cellular component: membrane.